ACGAGAGAAACCACAAUUCUUACGAAAGGCAAAGGAAAGUGUCGCGAACACCUAUCGUUUCUCAAAUCCCACCACACCUGUCAAGGCUAGCUCAGUUUCUCUAAAGUCGCAAAGGAACAUCAAAUACAAGAUUAAUCGAGAUCUUGGAAGUUUGAUCAACGAUACGACUACAUAAAGCCACGCAAAGUGAAAAUUUCAUCACGACAUUUUCGAGCCUGUCCUUUCAGAUAUAUUACUUCGUCGAUAAUCCUGGGCGAGAGGCAAUCGUGUCCAAUCACUAGAGUGGGUCGUAUGACGUAUAAAAGAGCUCGAUUGUGCCGCGAUUACAGUAGAAUUGAACGCGUUUCUGUGAACCAACAUACCUGUGCCUAAAAGUAUCUUGCCUAUCCGAAAUGUGUACAAUUUAAAUUCAAUUUUCAAAUUUUGGAAAGGAAAGGAAAGAGAUUAAACCAUCGGUGUUGUGACGAAGAAAAAUGAGAAUCUUCAGAAGAGGAUGGUACACAGUUCACGCAAUAUUCUGCGUGUAUUUCACAGUUACGAUUGCUCGAGCCGACAAUCUACAUCCAGAUAAUUGGGAGACACAUGAGACGAGACAAGCUUUCACAGAAAUAGUUGAUGAUGAACCAUCCGUUGAAAUGAACUUCCAGAAGAAGCUGAUCCCCAUAAAGGAACCUCGAAAGAAUCUUCGAAUAUUUGCACUGCCUUUGGAACCGGAUGCUGAAAUGUUGCCCCUCUAUUAUACGAGUGUCAAACCUCCUGGAGUCGAUCAUAUGGAACUGAAAUACGCCGAAUCUCAAGUUUCUCAAAUUGUGCCUAAAGUCGAAAAGGCUGAUGAUAGUCGACGAGUGGCCAAGAAAUCGAAAAGUGAGGGUAACGAAGAAGGAUAUCGUGAAGUAUCUUCGUUUGAAAAGGGUCAGAAAGGGGAUAGUUUGAGGAAGAAGACGAGGACUCAGCGCGUUGAAACUGGUGGAAAGAAAGAGGUUCAGCAUAAUCGAGGAAGCAAUUCGGGACAAAAAAUAAAACGGACUAAAGGUAAGAAAGGAGAUAAUUAUCGGGUGAAAAGCAAUGAUCACGUGAAUCGUAAAGCGACUGGUUACUUAAACAUUUAUCACAAAGACGAAUACAAGAGAGAUCAUGAUUUUUACGACAAUGAUGAUCAGGGAGGUCAUUCGAAGAAACAUGGACGAUAUAACGAGAAGCAUGUCGCCAUCGAGGGUAGAUACAAGAAGGGUGGUGCUCACGAUUCUGAUGAUGUCAAUGAAGCGAAACAUCAGAAGCAGGGAAACUCCCAGACGAGUGGUAAAACCAGAGAUUAUGAGAUUCACCAUGGAUAGAUAGUUUAAAAACUUUCAGGGAUUCAGAAAGCAGAGAAAUAAAAAUGGUAAAAACUUUGGCUUCGAUUAGAUGAAAAUGUGUUAAUUCUUAUGUAAGUAAUUUGGUAAUAUAAUAUGUCUGGAAAGAUAAUGUAUAGUGUAUUUAUUGUAAUAAAUUAGAAUUAUUUUUUAAUCAAUUAUUGUUUCGUGAACAAUUUUUUAUUUAUUAUUUCGUUUG
Messenger RNA from Apis cerana (Asiatic honeybee), 1551 nucleotides. RefSeq lists its product as uncharacterized. The record is from RefSeq and is a predicted model, not a curated record. NCBI's taxonomy places the organism in Eukaryota, Metazoa, Arthropoda, Insecta, Hymenoptera, Apidae.